UCGGAGAGGAUGACAGUUUCACACCGGAGUCAAGGCAGCGCGACCCGGGACAACGCCCUCCGACAUAUCAGUGCUCUCGCCGUGUUUUUCAGCCAUGUCUUCCGGGACGCGGUGGCUUCAGGUGUCGCUGCUCCUCUGCUGCCUGCACACCUGUCUGACGCAGGAAGAGCGAGGCUUCACUGGCCCAGAGACUACUGAUGGCGUGCUGGCCCUCAAGCAGGCCAAGAAGGUCCUGACCAGUGGUCUCACAACAGUUUUCUUCCCAAUCGUCUACAUCAUUGUGUUUGUCGUGGGACUGCCCUCCAACGCUCUGGCCGUCUGGGUGUUCCUCUUCAGGACCAAGAAGAAGCACCCGUCGUCCAUCUACAUGGCGAACCUGGCCCUGGCUGACCUGCUCUUCGUCAUCUGGAUCCCCUUGAAAAUCGCCUACCACUUCAAUGGGAACAAUUGGAUCUACGGGGAUGGGCUGUGCAAAGUGCUGGUGGCCUUUUUCUACGGCAACAUGUACUGCUCCAUCUCCUUCAUUGCCUGUAUCAGUGUCCAGCGGUACUGGGCUGUGGUGGACCCCUUGUCCCAGCGGCAGAGGAGCAAUGGCCUCGCUGUGACCGUCUCUGCAGUGAUCUGGCUGGUGGUCUGGCUCCUCACCAUCCCCCUCUACCUGUACGACCAAGAAGUCCGUGUACCGAAUCUCAGCAUCCGGACUUGUCACGACGUCACCAGGCCCAGCCAGAGGAAAAUUGCUGCAGGUUACUUCCUGACCAUGGGGACGGUGGGGUUCGUCGUCCCCACGGUGGUGUGCAUCAUCUCCUACGUCCUCACGCUCAAAGCUCUCAGAAACAGCAUGGAGGACCCCAACAUCUCCAAGAAGCGGCGGAAGGCCGUGGUCCUGAUCGUCACGGUGCUGGUGAUGUUCUUGGUGUGCUUCACUCCCAGCAACAUCAUGCUGCUGGUGCACUACAUCCUCCUGCUCAGCGAGCGUCCCAACAACCUGUACGGCUUCUACAUCACCACGCUGUGCCUGGCCAGCCUCAACAGCUGCCUGGACCCCUUCGUCUACUACUUCAUCUCCGAAGACUUCAGGGAUCACGUGAAGAACACGUUUCUGUGCCGCAGCGAGAGGACGGUGGAGAGGAUGAGGGUUUCCUUCAGCGCUCUGAAAUACUCCAAAAAGAGCAACAGCUAUACAUCAAAGUCUGAGAACACACAGAGCACCGAGUGCUAGAGGGUUUUACCCUUUUUAAGAUUGUUUUUGAACCUCAGGUAUGAAAGGAAGUGAAUACUCAGGUUUGUUUUUGACUUCCUGGAAGUUUUAAGUUUCUGAUUUUUAACUUGCUUGACAUUUUUAUUCAUAUUUUAUUUGAUGUGCGUUUCUUAAAGCAGUCAUCUGUUUGACUGAGUGUGAAUGAUUGCUUUAUUUUACCAGUCUGUAUUUUUUUUUUAUUAUUAUUAUCCAUGAUGAAUUCAUUAGGUCUUAAAUGUGAGACAAAUGUGUGUGUGUAUAUAAGUGAGACAACAAAUGAAUGCCUGUAAAAAGGUUUGUUAAUAAAAAUGAAUGGACUUGCUAAUCGUUUUUCCCACUUGACAGCAGUGGUUAUCAAAAAGUAGCCAUUAUUAAUCUGGGCCUUAGGCCUUUCUUUCUGAGUGUGCAUGUGUGAGUUUUCUCCAGUUCCUCCAGUUUCCCCUCACACUCCCAGACUCAUUUUGAGCCUUUCUAUGUAGAGUUUGCACACUUCUCUCUCUCUAUGUAUGUUUCCACUGGUUGCUCAGACUUUCUCCCACAUCCCCAAAAAAUGUGUUUCACUUCUGUCUAUAUUAUGCUUUUAUAUGUGAACAUGUGUAUGUGUAAGUAAUCUACUGCAGAACCUAUCAAAUAUAUUUAUAUACAAGAAGUAAAUUUGUAUAAGUGUUUACAUUUCCAUUCAGCGCCUAUCGGGUUGAAUGGCCAACAUACCAAAGUAACUACAUGGACGGUGACUUUUCACUUGGAGAUUUUCAAGGAAGGCAUAUCCUACUAAAAAGCAGGAAAAAUUAUAAGUUAAGGUGCUAUUCGAACACAUUCAACACUUCUUAAAUUUUCACACGAAAUGUGUGUUUUCUUUUUCUAAAACACACUGGUCUUCUCAUUUUUUUUCAUGCUGCACACAUUUAUAAACUGCUUUGCAUUCAGGUAGUGACUGAAAGCUGUCAGACACUUUUACAUGUCAUGCUGGUUGUUCCUUUUUUUUUUUAAAGCAGCAUGCACACGUUUAACCUUUGCUCUCACACGUGGUUCAGGCAACUCUUCCUCAGAUGAACCAGACAGCCUGAACUUGUCUCGCGACUUCAGUGUGAGCAGCGUUUCAGAUGAGAUUUCACCCGUAUUUUUGGUUAAAAUGUAAUUUGAUCACCACCACAUGAGUGAAAGCCCAAUAAAUAUCAGAAUGUACAGUGGUUAUUGAUGCUUAUUUGAGGCUGGGGAAAAAAAAUCCACAUCGCAACCAUCUUCAAGAAAACUCCAUGGAAUCGGUACUGGUGCAAAUACUGGGGACUGUAACAUCUACAGGAGUUUUUUCACUGAAAUCUUUAUUUUGAAUUGUCACACUUGAUAAUAUCACCGUUGAGACAAAUGGUGUGAUUACUGUGAAGCCUUAUUUCAACUGACUUCUCAGAAGUCACAAAAAUACAAACGCAAAGAGGAAGUGACUAAAAUACUGUUAA
Molecule: messenger RNA, 2697 nt
Organism: Salarias fasciatus (jewelled blenny)
Lineage: Eukaryota; Metazoa; Chordata; Actinopteri; Blenniiformes; Blenniidae
Product: proteinase-activated receptor 2-like
Exons: 2
Coding region: 95-1222 (375 amino acids)
Biological process (GO): phospholipase C-activating G protein-coupled receptor signaling pathway; thrombin-activated receptor signaling pathway; positive regulation of Rho protein signal transduction
Cellular component (GO): plasma membrane
Molecular function (GO): thrombin-activated receptor activity
Source: RefSeq, a predicted model, not a curated record